AAAGAGAGAGUCGGUGUGAGUGUCUGAGAGAGACGGAGGGAGAGGAGAAAUUCAGAGUUUGUAUCGGAAAGGGUGUAUGUGAGAGAAUUUUGGUGAGAAAAUCUGAGUGAGAGUCCUUGAGAGAGAGAGAGACUAGGGAAAGAGUGUGUGUGCGAGAGAGAGAGACUAGGGAAAGAGUGUGUGUGCGAGAGAGAAAGAGAGACCAGGGAAAGCGUGUGUGUGCAAGAGAGAGAGACUAUGGGUGAGAAAUAGAGUGAAGGAGAGAGACUGAGAGUGUGUAAGAGUGAGAUUGUGUGUGAGAGAGAGACUGUCUGAGAGAAACUGGGCAUAUGAGAGAGACUAUGAGUGUACAUGAGAGGUACAGACAUUAUGUGUGUGAGAUGCAGACAGCAAGUGUGAGCGAGAGUCUGUGUGUGUGAUAGAGAGUCUGAGCGUGUGUGAGUGAUGGACUGUAUGUGUGACAGACUGAGUGUGUGAGAGAGACUGGAUGCAUGUGUGAGAUAAACUGUCACUGUGUGUGUAUGAGAGAGGGAGACUGAGUAUCAGUGAGAGACUGUGAGUUCAUGUGAGAGAAUGAGAGAGUGAGAGAGACUCAAUGUGUGUAAGGGAGACUGUGAGAAAGAGACUGAGAGUGUGUGAAAUAGACUGUGUGUGCAUGAGAAACUGAGUAUGUGUGAGAGUGAGAGACUGGUGGGUGCGAGAUCAAGACUGUGUACGUGAGAGAGUGAGAGAGAGACUGUAUGUGAAAGAGUGAGAGACUGUAUGUGUGAGACAUUGAGUUGUGUAAGAGAGAAAGAGAUUGUGAGUGUGUGUGUGAGUAAUUGAUUGUGUGAGAGAGAGACUGAGUAUGAGAGAUUGAGUGCAUGAAAGAUUCUGAGUGUAUGAGAGAGACUAUGUGAGAGAGACUGAGUGUGUGUAAGAGAAACACUGUAUGUGUGCAAGAGGAACUGAGUAUGUGUUAUAGAGAGACUGAAUGUGUGAAUAUGUGAGAGAGACUAAAUGUGUGUGAGAGAGAGACUAUGUGUGUAUUUGAAAGAAACCGAGUGUGUGAGAGAAUGUGCAUGUGAGAGAGAGAGACUGGGUGUAUGUGUAAGAUAAACUACGAUUGUAAUUGAGAGAGAGUGAGUGUGUGUGAGAGAGUGUGUAUUUGUGAGAGACUGCGUUAGAAAGAGACAUUGCGUGUGAGAUAGACUGUAUGUGUGUAUGAGAGAUGAGAAGGCUGUACUUGAGAUAGAGAGACUGUGUAUGAGUCUGUAAGUAUGUGAGACAGACUGUGUGCGUAGGUGCAUGAGGUAGAAAGACUAUGAACACGGAUGAGACUGUUGUUAGAAAGUGACGACUGUGUGUCAGAGAGAGGGACUCCGUGUACUGUGUCACAGUGGGAGUGAGGCUGCGUUAUGAAUGAGAGAAAUUACGUGUGAGUGAGAGAGACAGACUGUGAGAGAGAAUAUGUGAGUGAGAAAGAGAGACACUGUCUGAGAGAUUGUAUGUGUGUGAGAGAGACUCUGUGUACGAGUGAGAUUCUGUGUGUGAGUGUGAGUGAGAGAGAAUCCCUUCCCGAACACUACCGCAUUCCAGGCGCCGAACUGCCAGGUUGGAGCGGAUCCGCACAGGAUACGCUGACGUGCCCCGCCAGGCCAGGAAGGGGAGGCGGUGUCCAGUUCUUUUCCUGUGUGGGAUCCAUAAGGAAGUCGGGGAGAGAGCGAGAGAGAGAAGCGCCAUAAGGGAAGGACAAAAUGUGGGAAUGUACGAGGCCGGAGCGGCUCUGGCUUCGCGCCAUGUGACCCCUGCUAGCCUGGGAGGUGCCGUAAGGCGACACGGCAAGGAAGAGGGGGAAGAGGACGAGGUGAGAGGACGUUCCUGCAGCAGUUGGCAGGUCAAGUGGAGGAAGAAGCAGAGGAUCGAUCAGAGAACCAGGGGAGGCGAGGGCAGAAUCUCCGCACCCCCUCCAGUGCCUCUUGCCCUACCUCAGCAUCACAAUCUGUGAGACUGGUGGGGAUCGUGUGGGAUUAACUGACCCGUCACUGAUCUACAGCUGCGGAGGGCAAGCAGUACGCCCCAACUGUACUGGGACCUCCCGGAGGAAGGGGCUUGACACCCUGUCACCGGGACGCUGCCUGUGACGGAUAGCCCCCCACCUGGGGUCCAAGGGACACACAGAACAACUCUGUCACGUUUGCAAGGAGUCUCGGCCGUCGACCUGUCACCAUCCCUGUGAGCGGUUCUCCUGGGGGACUUCCAAUCUCACAGACGCAGUCAUACAUACAGAUACUCUCACACACACAAACACGAGUAGGCAGACAGACGCAGAUGCACGCAGGUGUAUAGGCACACAGGUAUACAGAUAGACUCAGGUAUAAAGGCUCACACACACACACACACAAACCCAGGCAGAUAGACACAUAGGCAAACGAGAAGCUUACGUGCAAGCGCAUUCACAGGGAGAGGGGAAAAGAUACGGGCAAAAGGACUCAGGAAGACAGGGAGAGAGGCACUCACAGGCAGACACACACACACGUGCAGAUAGAGAGACAUACAUAGGUGAAUACAAUCUUAGGCAGACAUAGACGAAGACACAUAGACACACACACACAAGUAAGCAGGCGGACGCCACAGGUACUGCAGCGAUGCCUAUCCUGAAGCAGCUGGCCCCCCAGCAGUCAAAACGGCGUUCCCGGCCGGACCUGACCCGGGAGAUGAUCAGUGCCCCGCUGGGGGACUUCCGCCACACCAUGCACGUGGGCCGAGGCGGGGAUGCCUUUGGCGACACUUCCUUCCUCGGAAGUCGCCCGCAGACCUCCCCUGCUGCCACCUCCCCCUCCGCUCUGCACUCCCUUCCUGAGGAAGAGGUGGGAGGAGAGGAGGGAGCUCCACCGCCCCCGCUCACACCAAAGGGAGGGGCGGGUGAGGAUGAGGAGGGAAGGGUUCGGCCCGGAACUUCACCUGGGGGGUUGCCUCUGAGGCGCGCUGACUCUGUGCUCUCCUUCCACGUUGACCUGGGACCCUCAAUGCUGGGAGAUGUGCUGGGAGUGAUGGAGAUAGGGGAGCCUCCCCAGGGACCCCAGUCACCAGGGGAGCAGGGUCCCGGGACCCCUCCCAGUGUGGGGGAAGGGGAGGAGAGUGAGUGGAGUGGGAGGGAGGGUUUGAGGGAAGAGGAGGAGGAGAGUGUGAAGGGGAAAGGUGAGGUAGAGAAGAGGGAGGCGGAGUUGGGGGAGGGUGAGGAGGAGCGGAGAAAUGGGGAGAGGGAGGAGAGGAGCGGCUCUGUCCCCAAGGAGGUUGAGGAGGAGGAGGAGGAAGAUGAGGGUGGUGAGUGUUACACCUUUGAGGAGGAGGAACAGGAUGAUGAAGUACACGUGUAGGAUAAGUCCCAACUCCACUCCCCCCCCCCCCCCCAAAA
Messenger RNA from Hypanus sabinus (Atlantic stingray), 3397 nucleotides. It is a transcript of the gene cdc42ep5, whose product is annotated as CDC42 effector protein (Rho GTPase binding) 5. The transcript is spliced from 2 exons. The coding region runs from base 2628 to 3359 and encodes 243 amino acids. The record is from RefSeq and is a predicted model, not a curated record. NCBI's taxonomy places the organism in Eukaryota, Metazoa, Chordata, Chondrichthyes, Myliobatiformes, Dasyatidae.